This is a messenger RNA of Rattus norvegicus (Norway rat), 4697 nucleotides long. The record is from RefSeq and is a predicted model, not a curated record. NCBI's taxonomy places the organism in Eukaryota, Metazoa, Chordata, Mammalia, Rodentia, Muridae.
GCGCGUGGGUUAGGGCCAUCUCCUGGAGUUUGUGAUCCUGAAUCCUUCCUUCAUCCAUCACCUACAGUAGCUCCUCAGGAUGCAUUCCUGUCCAUGCUGACUCGAUCCUGUGCAGCUAACUAGAGAUGCUGUAUGAGUCGCUGUGUGCCAUAGCCAUGACAGGCUCAGAAGUGACUUAAGCACACGUAGUUACUGGACAUUCUUGACGAGGAUAUCUGAACUAACCACUACUUCCUGGGAAAAGGAGCGACUCUGAACCAAGCCGAGAGCAACACAAGCCGAUUGCUAUAAGCACAAAUAUUUCGAAGUCAUCAGACACUCGUACUAAGUCCUUGCCUACGGUGGGCAACCGAACACAAUGUCGGUAAGCCUGUUGUGCUGGUUUGUUUUACAUCAACUUGACCCAGGCGAGAGUGAGUUAAAAAGAAAGCACUUCACCUGAGCCAGAACGCUUAGACCGCGUUGGCCUAUGGGCAAACCUGUGGUGCAUUGUCUUCACUAAGUGACGGAAGCGGAAGAUGGGUGAGUAGGUGGGCCUGGGUGCUGUAAGAAUCAGGCUGAGCAAGCCACGUGGAAGAAACCAGGAACUAGCACUCCCCCGUCGCCUCGCCUCGCGAAGAUCCUGCUGUUUGGCUCUUGGCUUGACUUCCUGCACUGGCUUCCCUCAGCAAGAUGGUGGGACCUGAGAGUUUCAAGCUGAAACAAACCCUUUCAUCUACAAGGGACACCUUCGGAGCGGGGCCUCCGAUGGGACGCCGGCGGAGCCAGAGAGCAUGCGCGUCCGCCCCGAGCAUGCUCAGUAGCGCGCGCGGCUCCCCGGAGCUCCGACGCCGAUCGGCGAGCGAAGCGGAGGUCUCCGCCGCAGCCGAGGGAGCGACAGGAAGUGAAGUGGCCCCGCCGGGCGACCGCGGCGGCAGAACGCGAGGCAGCGGAAGGGGCUCUGCGGCGACGGCGUCGUCGACCGGGGAGGCCGAGGGAGCUGAGCGCGGGGCAGACACGCCCGCUCGGAAGCCGGACCCCGAGGCGGGCAGGAUGGAUCACCACCAGCUGGGGACUGGCCGCUACCAGGUGCUUCACAACGAGGACGAUAACUCAGAAUCAUCUGCCCCAGAGCAGCCGUCAGCUUCCAGCUCAGCAGCACAGCCUGUGGAGGCUGCUGCCUCAGCGCCAGCCCUGGACGCCGACUCUUCUCCUCCACCUUACAGCAGCAUCACUGUGGACGGUCCCACAACUUCAGAUGCUGACGUGUACAGUGAGUUUUACCCUGUGCCCCCUCCGUACAGCGUCGCUACCUCUCUCCCGACAUACGAUGAGGCUGAAAAGGCUAAAGCUGCUGCCCUGGCCGCUGCAGCAGCAGACGCACCUCAAAGAAACCAAGAGGAAGAGUGUCCACCCAGGGAUGACUUCAGUGAUGUGGAGCAGCUCAGAGUAGGCAAUGAUGGCAUUUUCAUGCUGGCCUUUUUCAUGGCAUUCAUAUUCAACUGGCUUGGAUUCUGCUUAUCCUUCUGUAUCACCAAUACCAUAGCUGGAAGAUACGGUGCUAUCUGUGGAUUUGGCCUCUCACUGAUCAAAUGGAUCCUUAUUGUCAGGUUUUCGGACUAUUUUACUGGCUAUUUCAAUGGACAAUAUUGGCUUUGGUGGAUAUUUCUUGUACUUGGCCUGCUCCUUUUCUUCAGAGGAUUUGUUAAUUACCUAAAGGUCAGAAACAUGUCUGAAAGUAUGGCAGCUGCGCACAGAACAAGAUACUUCUUCCUUCUCUAGAGGUGAGAAAUGCUAAUGUGAUGUUUCUUUAGUCAUAAUCUAGUCCUAUUUUCCAGACACAUAUUAAAUAUUUAAUGUGUACCUCUUAGUUUUACUUAGUAUAUUUAUUAUGACUGUACUGUUAAUAGUUUACUGAAAGUUGCUGACCUUUUUAGAUAAUUUAGAUAAAACAUUUUAAGUAGAAUUUCAUGAAUUUAAAUUUUAAAAUACAAAAUCAUAAUCAAAAGCUUUAUUUAUUUAUUGAUUGAUUGAUUGUGGUGCCAGGCUCGAGCCCAGAGCCUUGCAUGUGGAACAAGCAGGCCCUUUCCCCUGCGCCCUUGGUCUUUGAGACAGGCUUGUGCUGUGUAGUUCUGGCUUGCAUUAACCUGGGACUUCCUAAAUACUGGGGUUAAGGUGUGCACCACUCUCCUCAGAGAGACUUAAAUCCUACUUUUCAACUCCUCUUUAAUGAUUUGCCACAGCACAUUUGAAGUGAUUGGUAGCACAAAACUUGAAGACUUUAAAAAGCAUAAUUUUUCUAACAAAAUACUUACAUAGUGAGGAUGGAAAUUCUGAAAAAGUAAUGCAGAGUCCAUACGGUCAUCUGGUGAGAAAAUAGAAGGACCACAGAUUUGCAGCUGAGAAACCCUUUGUCCCAUAAUAAAAGGAGAAGGAAAUGAGUGGAGAGAACUCGAGUUACCUGGGGAGUUUUUAGAAGUCAUGGUGCAGUCAACAUUUAUUAAACAGCCAAGGAGUCUGUUCGUACAAUGGCACCGUUUCUUCACUUAUUUCUUGGUAUUUAUGGGUUCUAUUUCUAUUUGCUUAACCAGCCAUGGAUUUUUAAAUAUUUGACAAAGAAUUACGUCCAUACUGAUUCUGUACAUUUCCCUUGCCACUGUUCAAAAACAAUUCUGUGUAACGAUCAUUUGUGUAGCCUUUAAGUUGAAUUAAGUGUUGCAUGUAACUAGAGGUGAUGUACUGUAGCAGAAGGUGUGUGCCUGUUCUGUGUACACAACACAACAUGCUAUCGACAUGCGUCUGAGGAGUUUGAUAUUGGAGAGAGGCCUCAAUCCAAUCCACUAUAGCUACCAAGAGAUUAUACUCCUUCCUGUAAGUAACCUAUGUGGUUUAUGAUGUGACUGCUUACACUUACAGCUUAUGUGACUUACUGUAAGAGUCCCACCCAUAGACAAAAGCUAUAGGCAACCAAGGAAUGCUGAGAUUGGGAGAAAUAGUUUUUCCAGGGAUGAGCCACCUAAUGUGUUAUUCAGUACCAGGUGGUCAGCCUUGAAAUUGUAUACAUGUAAGUAACGCUAGAUGGAUUAUGCAGGGGGUAUUGCACGCAUGCACGCAUGCACGCAUGCACGCACAUAAUGGUAACAGUUAAAGAGAAAGAGACCUUGGUUCCAAGAGGGACUUAAGUGAGAGAGGAAAAAGGAAGAGUAAAAUGAUGUAAUUAUGUUUAAUUAAAAAUUUAAAAAUAAAAAGAAUACCAUUAUUUCUGACGAAGAACACACAUGUAAAUAUAAUGUCUAUGUAAAAUGUAUUUCCGGAUUAUAUGAAAGUAUUCGUUUAAGUAUUCCUUAAUAUUCCCUACUCCCAAAAGAUAAUAAAUUUUCUUUUUAAUUGUUAGAAUGUUUUUGUGAAUAGUGGCACCGAGGAUUUGGCAGAAUUAACAGUAAAAUAAAAGGCAAAAAAAAAAAUUGAUAAGUGAACACUUCCCUGAGUAGUGUGAUCAUUUAGUAGUUUUUUCUGAGUCAUAUAUAAUAUAAAUAUCAUAGACUACAUGAUAGUCUUUUAUAGAGGUUUUGUCUUUGAGAAAAAUGUGAGAAGCACAUUACUAUCUUCAUCCAAAGACUCUUAUACACUUAGUGAAAUGUAGUUGCAAAAUGUGUUUUUAUUGUAUUAUAAUUACAAGUAUAACUUAGUACUUUAAAGAUGACUUCUUUUCUUUUGUCUCUAGGUGGCGUCAACCCAACAUUCCUCUCUUACACCAAUGUGAAAUGUCCAAGUCGUCUGUAAACCUACAACUUCGCUAAGAUAGACUACUGAGCGCAGAAGCAGAUGUAGUGAGGGGUGGAGCGUCGGAAUUAAAUGACAGGGUGGUUUAUGCUACAAGCCAUGUCUGUUCAUUCCUUAAUUCUCUUUGGUAUCUCAAUUUAUUUUGCACAUUUGCAUAUGUGCCUGUUUAAAGGGUAUGCAUAUACUUGAAAGAAUCUGUAAAGUUGUAGCAGCAAAGUCCAGUCCUACUUGGUUAAUCAGUGUUUGAUACAAUUGGAAGAGUUGAGUACUAAACAGUCUUCCAGCAUGUAAAUGCUUCUGACUUGACCAUUAGCGUAAUAAAAAUUACAUUAUUAAUCUUGUCAAAUGCUUUAGUUUCUGGCUCUUAGAUUCACCUAGUAAUUCCACACACGAAAUAUUCUUUGUUAUAUAUGAUGUUUAUUAAAACUUGCAGUAUGAUUAUUAGAAAGAAUUUGUCAGAUUUUUAAAUAUGAUAUUAUUUAGGAAAUCUGUAAAUAACCAUGCAUAAGUUGCUCUUUACAUUCUUUUCUUAAAUUGUGUCUAGAUAUCUUUUCAUUAAUUUUAAAUUAAGUAAACUAAAUACAUAGAAAUAAACUUCAUUAAAGAUGGAGUGGUUUAGGGUGAACUUUAAGAAAGUAUGAGUAUACCAAAUGCUGUUUAAAGAACAAGUUAGGGCCACACCAGUUUUAGGGGUUUUCAGAUGAGAACCUUACAUUUUAAGAUUACUCACCUUACAAUUCUUACAAGAAGAGAUUGCUUUAGACCUUAUAUUUAUUACAUCUAAGACAAUUUAAAAAAUUAAUUUACCAAAUAUAUUCUCAUUUGCAUUUGUCUUUCCAAAAGCCAAUAAAAGUAUCUUUCAGUAUUACUGUAAUCAUUUUUUUCUUUAAAUGUUUACUCUGUUAAGCUUAGCAAAUAAAAUCUUGUUCUGUUAA